AUGUCAUUGUACACUGUGGAAGCUGUUCUAAUAUUGGACUCAGAAGGUAAACGACUAUACGCCAAAUACUAUGAACCUCCUCAUGGUUCCUUAGAACAGCAACAAACCAAGACAGAUUCCAAAGCAAUUUCUUUACUACAUCCUCAUUUCAAAACAGUGAAAAAGCAAGAAGAAUUUGAAUCCAAAUUGCAUGCCAAACUAGGUAAACAAGAUGACGAAAUCAUCAUUUUUAAUGAUCAUUUGAUUCUUUAUCAACAUACUUCAGAUAUCACAUUAUAUGUAAUUGGUCCCAUCAAUGGGAAUGAAAUCAUAUUGGAUGACACUUUAACAGGUAUCAAAUCAUCAAUCGAUAUGAUCAUGGGCCCAUAUGGUGGUGUAGAUAAAAGAAAUAUUCAAGAACAUUACGAUGAAGUCCUAUUGGCCAUUGAUGAAAGUAUCGAUAAUGGGAUCAUUAUGGAAAAUUUCGCUGCUACUAUUGCGGCAAGAGUGUCAAAACCAACUGAUGAAGAACCGGUUACUUUAGAUUUGGAUAAGGGUUUGAUGAGUGCUUGGGGGUUUGCUAAAAGUAAAUUACAAGAAAUGCAACAAAAUUUCUAA
Molecule: messenger RNA, 597 nt
Organism: Naumovozyma dairenensis CBS 421
Lineage: Eukaryota; Fungi; Ascomycota; Saccharomycetes; Saccharomycetales; Saccharomycetaceae
Gene: RET3
Product: coatomer subunit zeta
Exons: 1
Coding region: 1-597 (198 amino acids)
Biological process (GO): intracellular protein transport; retrograde vesicle-mediated transport, Golgi to endoplasmic reticulum; intra-Golgi vesicle-mediated transport
Cellular component (GO): COPI vesicle coat
Source: RefSeq, a predicted model, not a curated record